Molecule: messenger RNA, 5188 nt
Organism: Pseudophryne corroboree (corroboree frog)
Lineage: Eukaryota; Metazoa; Chordata; Amphibia; Anura; Myobatrachidae
Product: aquaporin-7-like
Exons: 6
Coding region: 273-1148 (291 amino acids)
Biological process (GO): water transport; glycerol transmembrane transport
Cellular component (GO): basolateral plasma membrane; plasma membrane
Molecular function (GO): water channel activity; glycerol channel activity; urea transmembrane transporter activity
Source: RefSeq, a predicted model, not a curated record
CAUUAUAAAGUGUUUCCCAGUUGUAGUAGCUCCUGUAUCUCUGUAAAUAAAAUGAGCAUUGAACCUUGGAGCUAUUGGGAGGUUGCAGGUUUACAGCCAGAUCUCCACAUUGAUUGCACAAAUCAUUUUCCUUACGGUUAACCUUUUUUUUUGAAGCAACGCUGAGUCUUCUCCGGCUGGCAUGUGUUAGUGUUUAACCAGGACUGCAUGCAGGUGCCAAAGUGUAACAUCAGCCCAGCCUGCAGCCAGUCGGCACAGAGUCUACCGUCAACAUGAAGACCAGGAGCUCCAUCACCAACAGGAUCCACAGGGCGAUCUCCAUACGCAACCAGUGGGUGCGAGAAGCCAUGGCGGAACUGCUCUCCACCUUUGUGAUGAUGACGUUUGGCUUGGGCGCCGUGGCGCAGGUGGUUCUGGGUAAGAAUGCAUUUGGACAAUACCUGAGUAUAAACUUGUCCUUUGGAAUCGGUGUGACAAUGGGGAUCCACGUGGCUGGAGGAGUGACUGGUGCCCACAUGAAUUGCGCUGUGUCGCUAACAAACUGCAUCUUGGGAAAGCUUCCGUGGAGAAAACUUCCUGUUUACAUGUUGUCCCAAAUCGUCGGCGCCUUUCUGGCAGCGAUGGUGGUCUACUUUCUAUACUACGAGGCGCUAUACAAAUACUGCGGAGGAAACCUUGUAGUGACCGGUCCUAAUGAGACAGCCAGUAUAUUUGCCACGUACCCCCAGCCGUACCUGUCCAUCGGGGGUGGAUUUCUGGACCAGGUGAUUGGUACAGCCGCCCUGUUAUUAUGUAUCCUGGCUAUCAAUGAUAGGAGGAAUAACGCAGCCUUGGAUGGGACACAAGCCGUUGUGGUUGGGCUCCUUGUGACGGUCAUUGGAAUGUCAAUGGGAAUGAAUUCUGGAUACGCCAUCAACCCAGCCCGUGACCUGGGGCCGCGGCUCUUCACAGCGGCUGCUGGAUGGGGCGUGGAGGUCUUUAGGGCUGGGAAUUACUGGUGUUGGGUGCCGAUUGUGGCCCCCAUGGUGGGCAGUGUGACCGGCGCCUUCCUGUACCAGCUGCUAGUGGGACUACACCAUCAGCCCACGGAGGAGAAGAUGCUAGAUGAGAUGGAGAAAGGGAACCCAGACAUGGAAACAAAUAUGUGAAUACAUGUGAUAGCUGGGGACGGCACAGCCCUGCAGCCAGGGACUAUGAAACGCAGAGAGACGUGUAACAAUGUACAAUGCUCACAUACUGGGCUGCUCACCAGAGACAUAUAACUACAUUGAUAUGUACAAACGUCUGGGAGAAAAUGACGGCCAUUGUCUGGACAUUACUUUUAUUAUUUGUUUACCUGUCAUUAAUUUAUCAUUUCUCUCUGUAUACUGUCAGUCAUCUCCUCUCCCGUGAGAACAGCACAGAAUGUAAACGCCAGCGCCCCUAGUGGUGCAGAACAGGUAGUGCUGCGCUGUGCAUGGCGUACUGCAUAGGUUCUCAAGCUCGGUCCUCAGGACCCCACACAGUGCAUGUUUUGCAGGUAACCCAGCAGGUGCACAGGUGAAUUAAUUACUCACUGACACAUUUUUAAAGGCCCACAGGUGGAACUAAUUAUUUCACUUGUAAUUCUGUGAGGAGACCUACAAAACAUGCACCGUGUGGGGUCCUGAGGACCGAGUUUGAGAACCUUUGGCGUACUGGAUUCUGGAAAGUCUGUGCGUUACUGUAUUUAUAAUGGAGUGUGCUUUUAUUGUAUUUAAAAAUUAAUGUCAUUUGCUUUCAGUUUAUUUUAAUAUGUUUGCACAAUACAUUACACAAAGUAUUCAAUCCUAUAAACCGAAAAGCACAAUCUGCAUCGCAUAAGGACUCAGCAGGAAUGAGGUCACGUGCGAUGUGAGCUGUAAUAUACUGUAAUUGCCUCUUAUCAUUUUUACUUUUUUCAUUAUGAUGUCAUUAUUUUACUUCCAGCCAAUCAGGCUGCAGCCAGUAUGUGAGCGAAACCAAUAUUCAGAGAAUGGAAAGCACAGGUACCAAAUGGAUUUAUCCCUUGUAGAUUUGCAAAACACACACUGGGCCCUGAGUCAGAGAUUUACGCACAUCCGAUAUUUCUGUAAAUCUUCAACGUUCAAUGGCGCUCAUUCCGAGUUGUUCGCUCGUUGCCGAUUUUCGCUAUGUUGUGAUUAGUUACUAAAUGCGCAUGCGCAUGGUACGCAGAGCGCAUGCGCUUAGUUAUUUUACUAAAAACUUAGCAGUUUUGCUGUUGUUCGUGUGGCGCUUUUCAGUCGCACUGGUGUUCGGUAAAUGAAUGACAGGAAGUGGGUGUUUCUGGGUGGCAACUCAGCGUUUUCCCGGCGUUUGCUAAAAAACGCAGGCGUGUCAGGGAAAAACGUGGGAGUGGCUGGAGAAACGGGGGAGUGGCUGGGCGAACGCAGGGCGUGUUUGUGACGUCAAACCAGGAACUAAACGGACUGAGGUGAUCGCAGUCUAGGAGUAGGUCCGGAGCUACUCAGAAACUGCAGGGAAUUAUUUAGUAGCAGUUCUGCUAAUCUUUCUUUCGCUAUUCUGCUAAGCUAAGAUACACUCGCAGAGGGCGGCGGCCUAGCGUGUGCGAUGCUGCUAAAAGCGGCCAGCGAGCGAACAACUCGGAAUGAGGGCCAAUGAUCACUGAGAUCUGGUCUUGCGACGUUGCUUGCAGGGCCCCAAAAGUAGCAGCAUCAUCCACACGCUGCUGGUAGCGACGGGGAGAGUUUCUCUAAGCGCGCCAAAACCAAUGGCUGCAUCCUCGUAUGCAGCUUCGCUGGUCUCGGCGGCGUAACUUUGCAGAUGGCCGAUGUUCACGAAAUUGAUCCAAUGCUGCCUCUUCGUACGCAGCAGUGGAUCGGAAAGGCCGGCGUUGGGUGUCUCUUUAGUUAAGACAGUUUCUGCGGCUUCUGCAGAAUUUUGCUGUGUCAUGGCUGCGCCAUCACGCUUUAAAUCAGGAGCACAAUAUGCAUACUACUCAGCUGGGCACAAGAUCAAGGCAGACGAGACAGAACAAGUAGUCCUUGUAUACUGUCAAAUUCAAUGGUUUUAUAGUGGUCGGGUACAGGAUCUGACAGGAUGCCAGCGGAAUCACAACACAUGUAGGUAAGUGGGCAAAACCUCACCCUUACCCUCCUUACCCGCAGCCUAACCCUAACCCUAGUGCCUAAUCCUAACCUUCCCCUCCGCAGCCUAACCCUCACUGGCAUACUUAAUUCUGACUGUUGGGAUUCUGCGCGGUGUUGAGGUUCCAGCACCAGUCUUCUGACCGCCGACAUCUCAAGAGUCGGGAUGCCAACUACAUCCCUAUUAUAGUUAUUUUCUUUUUAAUAGUGAUAUGUUUAUGGAGAGCACAUAUUAACAUCUUCCUUGUUCCUUGUGUCUGGGGCACUUAAAGGGGCUCAUUUAUAAGAAAAAUAUUUACAGCUAGAGCCCCGAAAACACCAGUUUUUGGGAUAUAGCCGCAAAUAUUACGUAUCCCCUGAAUGCAUGCAGGAGGGGCUGCAGCAGGUAUCGGAGAUCCAUCCAUUCCCACCCGCAGCAGCACCCCCCAUAGGUUUCUAUGGGGAUCCAGUCUGAAGAUCGACACUGUCUAGGUCGACAAUGUUUAGGUCGACCACUAUAGGUCGACAGUCACUAGGUCGACAGGGUUUCUAGGUCGACAUGUGCUAGGUUGACAGGUCAAAAGGUCGACAUGAGGUGUUUUAUUUGAACUUUUUCAUACUUUACCGUUCCAAUCGUAGUCCACGUGGAUCGUUAAGUAUGAAAAAGUGAAGAAACCCCCCCAAAAAACGAAUGUCGACCUUUUGACCUGUCGACCUAGCACGUCAACCUAGAAACCCUGUCGAUCUAUAGCGGUCGACCUAGACACUGUCGAUCUAAUGAUCCACACCCGUUUCUAUGGCGGAUGCUGCCCGACUUAUCAAUAUCCGGAACGCGAAGCAUUCCCAAAAUUGGCCCCUGUAGCUAACACCAUCUUCAGAUGGCGAUAGCCGGUUGUAGCCCAUGGGGUACGUUUCCCAGAAGUAUUUCAGGAAGGUUCCCCUGGGACCCUCUGCUGAAAGUGGCGCUGUACAUGGCAGUCGGCCUGGCCACGCAUGCGCAGCACUUGGAGCACGUGGCAGGGACAGGCUUCCCCUGCGGGAGCUCCAUCCCGCAUCCUGGCGAUGUAACACAUUUUGCAAUGCAAUGUUGGGCGUUAAUAUGGCCCCCAGAUCGCACCGUAAAUGUGAUUAAUUAUAAAUGGACCCCAUAAUCAUUGUUUAGGAAUUAGUUACGGCAGCCUAUUACCAUAUUACCAUCUACCUGGGGCAUUUACAGGUUGACUAUUAGAGAAACAAGCAUAGGUGGUCAUUCCGAGUUGAUCGCAGCCAGUAACUUUUUGCUGCUGGUGCGAUCAACUAAUCCCGGCCUAUGGGGGAGUGUAUUUUAGCAUAGCAGGGCUGCGAUCACUUGUGCAGCUCUGCUAAGCUAAAAAAGUUUUGUGCUGUGGAAGAGUAAGGCUGGAUCUACUUACCCUGUGCGAUGGAUCCAGCGACGUUCCUCCCGGCUUUGACAUCAGACAUCCGCCUGUGUUCGGACGACCACUCCUCGAAAACGGCAUUCAACGAUGAGUAUCCGCCCCGGAACGCCUCUCCGCUGUCAAUCUUCUUGCGGUCGGCGAUGCGUCUUCUUUUUUUCGCUGUGCGCGCCGUUGCCCAGCGACGGCAACAGCGCGCACGCCGUGCAUGCACAGUUCCGACCCGUUCACACCGCAGCGAAGAACCACUGUGUGCGAACAGGAUGGGAUGACCCCCAUUGUGAGUAACUUUGCCCUUUCCUAGGAAAACUGGGACACGUGACCUUUACUUUUUGCCUCCCUGUUGUCUGUAGUUCCUGAAUAUUGGUGCAGUCUAUAAAAUAGCUGAUAGAACAAGGCUAGGCAACAUGCGUACUCCAGCUGCUGAGGGAAUACACAUCCCAGCAUGCCCUCCCACAGUUAUAGCACAGCCUAACAGCAGACCUGUCUCAGUGCAUGCUGGGCUGUGUAGUUCCACAGCAGCUGCAGUGCCGUUGUAAUAGAAGGCCUCUAAGAUCUCUGUUUGAGUCUUUUACUCUUUGCGGCAAAGAAAAUACAUUCUGUAGGUGUCAUUUUCCUUUAUGUGUUUGUUCAUGCAUUUUAUAAAAUAAAACAGAAUAUUACACACUA